AUGGUUGCCAUCGGCGAGAAGAGAGUCAAGAUUGUCAAGAAGCGAACCCAUCGCUUCACCAGACAUGAAUCCGACAGGUACCACCGUGUCCGACCCAGCUGGAGAAAGCCUAAGGGUAUUGACAACAGAGUUCGCCGGCGCUUCAAGGGCCAGCGUGUGAUGCCAUCAAUUGGGUUCCGCAAUGCCAAGGCUACUCGUGACGUGCUUCCCAACGGAUUCAAGAAGGUCCUUGUCCAUAACGCCAAGGUAAGCUUUGUUUUUAUUGUUGUUGAGACUUUAGGGUUUUCUUUGCGAAUGUUUGUAACAUGUUUUACAAUCUUUGUUUUUCUUUUAGGAGAUAUGUUGACUCAAUUUUUUAAAGAUGCUUACUUUUGUAUUUCCUUUUGCAGGAAUUGGACAUGCUUCUGAUGCAAAACAAAUACUAUUGUGGAGAAAUCGCCCAUGCCGUGAGCGCCAAGACCAGAAAGUUAAUCGUCGAAAGAGCCCAGCAGUUGAACAUCAAGCUCACGAACGGAAACGCUCGUCUUCGUACCGAGGAGAGCGAAUAA
Molecule: messenger RNA, 548 nt
Organism: Bursaphelenchus xylophilus (pine wood nematode)
Lineage: Eukaryota; Metazoa; Nematoda; Chromadorea; Rhabditida; Aphelenchoididae
Source: the annotation of a GenBank genome assembly